UGUAAACAUUGUAUAAUCAUCAAUUCAAUUAAUUAAAUUAUGAAUUAUGAAUAGCCGUACGGUUGGAAUCGUGUUAUUUGGCCUAUGUCAAUGUUUUUUUCUUAUUUUUCAUGUUCGAUGCCAAAUAAUAUUGGCCCAAAGCCAAUUGAAUCUGGAUGGCCAUGAUCGAUUCCUGUUAUUAUUAAAUUCGACAACCACCGUGCCUUUCAUAUGGGUUAAAUUGAGUUUAUCGUUUUCAAAAAAUUUCAAUCACAUUGUCCAUGAAAAUGAAAUUCGUUCAGAAAAACCAAUCGAUGAAUGGACAUUACCAUACGUAUAUCGGCCACAAGCAUCAAACAAAAUUAAAUCGUCAGGUCCAUUUGGAUUUCAAUUACGAUUUGAUUCGAUAUACAUGAAACUAGUGUUUCAACAACCGAAACAUGUCGAAGUUAUUAAAGAAUUCCAAAUCGCUAAAAAUUGGGGCCUUGGCUUCUUUCAAACCGAUAAGCCAAUUUAUCGACAUUCUGAAUUGGUCAGAUUUCGUUUGCUUCGCUUUAGUGAAACGACAUUAACACCUAAAAAUGAUAAUUGCCAAUUGACCAUUAAGAAUCAACAAAACAUUAAAAUGGAAAUGGCUAAUCUAACCUGUACAGCACCGGACUAUUUUGCACAAUAUUCAUACAAAUUGCCAACACUUGCAAGUAAUGGUCAAUGGAAAGCUGAUGUUGAAUGCUCUGAGCAUAAAUUUAAUGAUCGUUUAACAUUUGAGGUACGUGAUUAUGUUGCAUCUAGAUUUCGAAUCGACAUCGAUACGCCUCGCGUACAUUUAUGUUCAUCACCAGACGAACCGUUCAUCAUAAAAUUAAAGGCAACAUAUACUUAUGGUAAGCCAGUUAAUGGAUAUGCUCACUUCAAGAUAUCGAUCAAAUCACCAUUUAAGAAUCGAGGUGGUUUUGAGCAAAAAAGUCAGGUGGCAUGUUUGGAUCAAACAUCUGGCACGUUACGGCAAUCAAUAAAAUUAGCAUCAAAUUUUUGCGAAUAUCAACCAUUGCCACAACGGUUGGUGAUAGAAGCAAUCGUUACCGAUUUGGCAACCAAUCAAAAGGACAUUGCAACAAGUGAUCAAACGAUUUUGGCCAAUUUUCCAUAUCUUAUCUGGACACGUUUCACAAGUCUAGUAUAUCGACCACAGUUAGCCAACUAUCUGGCCUUUGAAUUGACCGAUCAUGACAAUAAUCCAAUAUCUAAUGUACCGAUACAAAUUCAGAUGACCGAUUCGAAUGAUCAUAAUAUUCGGCCAUACGUUAUAACCGGUGAUGGUAAUGAUGGUAAUCACAAUGUCAUUCGAACCGAUUCAAAUGGAUUGGUCAUAUUUACGUUUAAACUGGACAAGUUUGUCGGCCUUUUACAGGUUCGCAUAAGUAGUCAAGAUCCAAAAUAUAGACAAGAACAACAAACAAUCAAACAAUUGUCGCUUUUUCCAUUUGAUUAUGUGGACCAGAACAAAGAAGAUCACCGGCAACCGGUUAUUCUCAUAUCGAAUAAGAAACAAAUGUGGUAUACAGCCGGUCAACAUUAUCGAUCGUCAAUCGUUCAUAAUGGUCCCAUUGAUGUUGAUCGAAUUUAUUUGAUCAUCAUGAGACAUAAAUCCAUCAUUCAAUUUAGCCGUAUUGCUUCAUCAUCGCUAGCCAUCGAUAUUCGAUUGACCAAUCAAAUGACGCCAUCAAUCCGAUUGCUCGUCUUGGCAUUCACUCGAUCCACUCUUCAUCAUGAAAGUCGCUUAGUAGCAGAUUUCUAUCGAAUACUUGUACGACAAAAUGAUUGUGGUGUAAAGGUUAAACUCAACGAUAACAACCUUGAGCCUGGUCAGAAUGUGACUCUUACAUUUAAUGGCCAUUUAGGCGAUGUUGUAGCUUUGGCUGCUAUCGAUGAAUCUAUAGAGAUAUUGGCCUCAAAGAAUAUAUCUUCAUCUUCAUUGAAACGAGACAAAUCUUUACAGAGCAUUUACAGACGAUUCAUACCAGAUUUUGACCUGACCACAUCAAAACCAUAUUAUGCAUCGGCUGAUUCGAUUUCAUUGAUCGAAAAUUUCGGUUUGCGAAUCCUUACACCAUUGGCACAAUCAUCGACAGCACGUAAUGGCCGAAAUCGACGUUCUGUUCAAUUAGAAUGUAAUCGGUUUGAUAAACAUCCAUGCUGUCAACUUGCCCGUAGUAAAUUCCGAACAUGGAUGUCAUGUGACCAAAAAGUGGCCAUACUCAAGAAUCAAUUAAAUCAGGCUGCUGCUACUAAUACUGACUGUAUACAGGCUUUUUCCGCCUGCUGUGAAUGUUCAAAAGAUGAGCAAAUGUUUCAGAAAUUCUUUUCGCCCACACAAACUUUUUUUCCAACUUUUUAUGAAACGCGAACUAUUCCUAUUUCUCCUAUGGCACUAUUCAAUGAUUAUGAUGAUGAUGAUCAAAACCAAGCAAUUAGACGUCAUGAUUUUCGUGAUUCUUGGCUAUUUAAUGUAUGGCCAAUAAACCAAAGCUCGCAAACAAUAUCAAUGGCUGUUCCACAUUCUAUUACUUCAUGGAUCAUAUCGUCCGUAUCCAUUUCGAAUCAAGAUGGUUUUUGUGUUGAAUCACCUAAUCAACGAUUAACCGUAUACAAACCAUUUUUCAUACAAGUUUCAAUGCCAGCAACAAUUGUUCAAUUUGAAAAAACAGAAAUAUCUGCCACUGUAUACAAUUACCACAAUAAAUCAUUAAGUACAAUUGUUCAUUUUUAUCAUGUGGAUGGUCUUUGUUCUGAUGCAUAUAGAUCGUUGGACAAAGCACAUCAAGAAGUGAUGAUAAGGGCCAAUGGAAGUGAGACAUUGAUUUUUCCCAUAAUUGCCAUUCGUAUUGGUCAAUUUCGUCUUCGAAUACGGGCCAAAUCGGGCAAUUGGAUGGAUUAUGUGGAGAAAGAUUUAAUCGUAUUGCCACCCGGUGAAACAAUGGAAUAUUCUCAUUCAAGUUAUUUAGAUCCAACCAAUCGAUCGAAACGUAAUGAACCAUCAAAACGAGAUAUUAAUGAAAUGACUGAAAUGAUCGAUGAGAUAUAUCCAGAACGACAAUAUCAAAAAAUUAACAUAUCAUUUCAUCCUGGUAAUAAUGAUAACAUUGUUCCCGAAACGAUUCAUCACCGAUUGUCGUUGAUUGGACGUCGAUUUGAACCGCAACUAAAAUCUCCAGAAGAACUUUCUCAUUUAAUACGAAGACGAAAAAGUUGUGGUGAACAAACGGCAUUUUUUAUGGCAUUCAAUUUGCAUACGUUGCAUUAUCUACAAGAAACCGGUCGAUUGAAUCGAACAUUACGUAAACGUGGCGUUCGACUUCUGAAACGAUCAUUGGCCGAUCUCAUUAGCUAUAGAAAACCAAUGGAUGGAUCAUUUGCGGCAUUCAUUAAUCGAGAAUCAUCUGUUUGGCUUACUGCAUUCGUAGCCAAUUUGCUUUGUCAAUCAGAACAAUUUCUUGGUGGUGAAUUUGAUGCCAAUUUGCUAUCCAAAUCGUUGAAUUGGAUCAUGAGACAACAAUCAAUUUCAGGUAGUUGGUCCGAAUCGACACAUAUUCAUCAUCGUCAUGCUGAUGGUGGCAGUAAUAGUGAUGACGAUACGCUCACCGCAUUCAUAUUGAUUUCCUUACAUAAAUGUGAUUCAUUCAUGAAAAUGAAUAAUUUUAGCGACACAAUACAGACUAAUUGGUCGAUAGAUUAUGCAAAGGCCAAUCGAGAAGGCUCUCAGUAUCUGUUGGAUAAAAUUUCUCGAACCGAUCAUUCAUACAAAAUAGCCAUCAUUUUGUAUUCGUUACUAUUAUCACCACCAUCAUUGUCAUCACCGAAUAUUGAUGGCAACCAAUGGAUGAAGCGUUUAUUACUACAUCCGGAUCGUCAUCAAGAUGGAAAACUUAAUCACAUGUAUUACGAUGCAGGACCAUUGUCUGUUGAAACCAGUGCCUAUGCUCUAUUGGCUUUAGGAUGUUUGUCCGAAGGUUACAUUGAAGAACGUCACAUGUUGGCUAAUUGGCUUUCGGCCCGUCCAUUAUAUGGUCCGGUCGAGAAAACACAAGAUACAUUGCUUACAUUGAUAGCUUUGUCUGAUUAUUAUCGUUCAUUGUGGUUUUUGUUAUCAUUUGAAAACGAAAAUAGUAUUUACUAUCAACUACAGGCAAAUAUUUCGUUUGGUCAUCGAUCAUCCGGUCAUCGUGAACGACGUUCAAUCCAAUUCCGGUCAGAUUCAAUUGAUCGAUUGCAUACGAUAGAUAUGGAUGGUCAAUAUGUAGAUCAUAUCGAAAUAGAAACCAUGGGUAAUGGUGUUGGCCGAUUCGAAUUGCUAACCAUUUAUAAUGUUUAUGACCCAACACGUGUGGAAUCGGAAUGUCAUUAUGAACUGAAUGUACAACUAUUCGAAUACGAUAUUUAUCAUCAUCAUGAAAAAAAAGAUGAAAGCGAUUUCACUGAUUCAUCCUUUUUCAGUGAUGAAUUGCAACAAUCACUGCAAAUCGAACAGCUACCUAAAUCAUUACAACAUAUGCAAUUUGAAAAAAUGAAAAAUAUUUGUCAGUCUAAAUUGCCUCCAAAAACAAUUAAAAAUGAUCACGAUGGCAAAAGUGGUGCUCGUAUAAAAAAGUGGCAAUGUGAACAGAAUUUUCAAAAUUCUCCAUUACCAACAAUACUUGGUCCGAUUGAGAAUCCGAUCAUCAAAAUAAUACGUGUUUGUACCGUGAGAAGGCACUCUGAUUCUCAUGUGAUCAUUAAUGAUAAAAUGGCCAUUCUUGAGUUGAGCAUUCUGAGUGGCUAUCGGGUAAUUGAAGAAGAUCUUGCCACAUUAAUAAAUGGUUCCACAACGAUUCAUUGGUAUGAAGUUGCCGGAUCUAAAGUUACAUUCUAUUUACGGCAAGUGCCUGAAACCUAUAGAUUAUGUCUUUGUUUCCGAAUCUAUCAACAGAAUCCUGUCGAAUACAUUCAAUCGGCUUUGGUUAAGAUCUAUAAUUAUGGUCAACAAGGAUCGGAUUGUCAACAAAUGUAUACGGAUACUAAUAUCAAACGAUUUCUUAACUAUACCUGUAAUGAUAAUUAUUGCCAAUGUUUGAUUGAAAAUCGUUGUACACGUUUUGAUCUAUUUCAACGUAUUGAACAUGAAUACUAUGAAAAUUCAUUACGUGGAUUUGAAAUGUUCAAAACGAUUGCUUGUACAUAUCGAUUUGUAUUAAAAGCUACCGUACGAUUUCAGCACUCAUUGAAUACUAGCAAUGGCAAUACAAGUCUUACAUUGACCAUUGUUGAUGAUUCAUUACAAAUCAUACGAAAACCGGAUGGAUAUAAACCCGAAUUAUUAUCCGGUUUACUAUUACGUUUUGAGGAUCCAUGUCAUCAUCUUUCUAUUGAUAGCCGAAUCCUUCAACUAGCUAAUUGGCCAACUUUAAUACGAUUUAAAGCUUGGAUCAUGUUUAAUGAGAUAAUUUUUAUUCAAUCCUCAUCUCCAUCAUCAUUAGUACGAAUGGAUGGCCAGACAUUGUGGCAUAUGAUUGACAUUGACGAAUAUUGGCGAAUGUCUGAUGAUCUAAUCGCAAUGCUUGACAAUGAAGGCCAAUUACAAUGCCAUUGAUUUGCCAGAAAAAAAAAAAAAAAAACAAUGAAACAAAACCUCUUGUUGUGUCCAUUUUCUUGGAAUUAAAUCAACAUCAAUCAUAAAUAGAUGUAUUAUAGUUUGCCUUAACAUUAA
Messenger RNA from Dermatophagoides farinae (American house dust mite), 5722 nucleotides. Its product is annotated as complement C4. Lineage: Eukaryota; Metazoa; Arthropoda; Arachnida; Sarcoptiformes; Pyroglyphidae. The record is from RefSeq and is a predicted model, not a curated record. Gene Ontology annotation, molecular function: endopeptidase inhibitor activity. Gene Ontology annotation, cellular component: extracellular region.